AUGGAUAUAGCAGGCCAGGAUACCGCCUCAAUCUGUGGCUCUUGUAAGGCUGGUAACCGGAAGACAGCCUCCGAAUCUCCGGCGCUUGACUGUUUUGGUGAUGGCGGUCCUCCUCCCCCAGAAGAUGCUUCGCUGGGACAUGAACACCACAUCCAGUGGGAGAAGUCUCCUUUCCGGCCUAUUCUUCCCAUUUCUGUAUCUCUUCCUCAUCAUUUUCCUAAGUCAAAGAGCGAGGGCUCUCGUCCAUCCGACACCAUCGCUGCGCCUACUCCUUCCUGUGCUUCCAGGGCACCGUUUGUGCGUGGACACCGUCGUCGCUCCACCCACGUAACUCGUCGCGACCUUGAGAAAUUCAGAAAGGAGGUCCUGGGUGUUGAGUCCCCUGGGUUUGGGUUUGACGACGACUUUGCGCCCGCCGCAAGCCUCAAUCCUGCCACAGAGCCGCAAUUCGAGGAAUUGAACCAGGCUUUUGCCGCCGCGACCAUGUCUCUCAACAACAGUGGUAAUAACCCCGGUGCGGGUAUGUUUCCAAGCUAUACCGAUAGCUCCCCCAGUCCCUCCAAUUUGGCUGCGGUCCCUCGCCAGCCCAUCUCCGCUCCCAUCCCUCACACCCCGACUCAAGUCAACGGUGCUGGUAUGGCUGGUAUGAAUGGCGGAGUCCCGACGAAUGCGGGCCACCAGAUGGAUCUCCGUCAUCUUUAUGAUAUGGUGCUUGAGCUGAGUGACGUUUUGAAGAACAACCGUGAGGUGACUAAGAGUAUUGUUUCGAGUGCGGAGGAAAUUAUGAAACGCUCUUCUUCCGACGGAACCAGCCCCAGUAUUCAGCAGGUGAACGGCGAAAUUAGCAGCGCUCGUAUUGCUGAACUUGAACGCGCGCUGGCCAAGGAAAGACGCCUGGUCGAAACCCUAAAGAAUGAACAGGUUGAAAAUACCAGAUUGAUCGGUGACUAUGAGGCAGCCGUCGGAAUUAUGGUGGAACAAAUCCGCAACUAUUGCCACAACAAUAACAUGCACUACCUGUCUCAGAAACGCCAUUACAACAACCUCCUCCAGGCAGAACGCGACGCUCAUCUGGAAAGCCGUCUGGACCGUGACCACUGGCAUGCCCAGACCCUGAAGUGCGCUGAGAUGAUUCGAACUGCUUACCGUCUUCGCUGCGAGGAAGACGAGCUCCCCAUUCGUAUUGUUGCCGGUCUUCAGAACGAGGUUCGCGCCUACCGCAAUGCGCUUGGCAUGGAACCAGAGAAGCUCGAGGAAGAGUACGGCUGGGAAAUCCUGAAGCAUGUUCCAGGAGGCUCUGAAUGACGAAAUGAGCUGGAGAUUUGGUAUGAGCUAAUGAUGGUUUGUGUAGUCGAUUUUUGUUCUGUGGGUCAGGCGUUUUGGGUAGAUAGUAGCACUUUGAGCGACGACGGAUUUUUCCUGGUGAAGGAUAUACCCAUCUUUGCAUAAAAUUCUGUAUUCUACAGUAUCUGCAUUUACCUGCAGGGAGACAUAAUAAUAUUGACAGGAGUUCGAGGACUCCAGGUAUGCUGGUCAUCUAGGAGACUCGAAGCUGCCUGAUUCAGCGUUACUUGUGCUCGAUUAAUCCGAACUUGAAUACUUUUACGCCUAGCGGCAGUAAAUACCCUUCUUUCCUCUUCUUUUACAUGGUCAGUACCCUACUUGGGAGACAUCAAUCAGUAUAAAACACCUCAUCAAGGGCCUUCCACCACCCCGGUCCUUCUGCACUCCCCACAGCUCCAGAAACAGGACUCUCCUACCGAGUAAUCAGCACACACUCACACACUCACACAC
Messenger RNA from Aspergillus ochraceoroseus IBT 24754, 1794 nucleotides. RefSeq lists its product as uncharacterized. The coding region runs from base 1 to 1305 and encodes 434 amino acids. Lineage: Eukaryota; Fungi; Ascomycota; Eurotiomycetes; Eurotiales; Aspergillaceae. The transcript has 3 exons. The record is from RefSeq and is a predicted model, not a curated record.